Molecule: messenger RNA, 2353 nt
Organism: Salvia splendens (bonfire salvia)
Lineage: Eukaryota; Viridiplantae; Streptophyta; Magnoliopsida; Lamiales; Lamiaceae
Product: probable protein phosphatase 2C 60
Exons: 4
Coding region: 927-2120 (397 amino acids)
Biological process (GO): protein dephosphorylation
Molecular function (GO): cation binding; protein serine/threonine phosphatase activity
Source: RefSeq, a predicted model, not a curated record
AGCUCCGACCUCUCUCUACAAUGGUAUAAAUACAGUUUCUCUCUCUAAAAUCCACCCAUCUGUAAGAAGAGAGUGGAGCCCGAAACUGGUCCUCUGCUUUGCUGGAUUGAAAGUUGAAGCUCUCCGUUGUUGCAUCUUUAAUGGCGUUUGUCUCCCCAUCGAUACCACCACAGUUGCUGUUACCACUCUCUCUCUCUCAUUCAUAAUUCCCAUUUUCUCUCUCUAUAUUCUGUUUUUCCCCCUUUUUAUAUGUAUUUUGCUCCAUUGUUCCAUCGCCAUCUUCUUUACAAACACCACAGAGGAGGAUUGGAUUAGAAAGCUAGAAACCCUCAUUUCUGAAACUUACUUUUUGAUUUUUCUGUUUUAUUGUGAAAACCCCCCUUUGAUUCGCUGGAUCCGCAGAUCUAAGUUUUUUCAGUUUGAGAUCUUCCUGAAUCAGCUCCAAGGUAACUCAUGCGGCAUAUUCGUUUCAGUUUAUUUGGAAUUGAAUUAUCUAGUGUUGAAUUAAUGAAUUCAUUUUCGAUUGCUCGAUUUCAACUGAUUUUUUUAGUUUUUUCGUUUGAUUAGGUAUCGUGGAGUUGGAUUUUUUUCCUAAUUCGAAUAGUUUUUACCUAAAUUAAGUGAAUUUCGUCGCCAAUUUAUUUUGAAACCCUCGUGCCCCUUUCCUCGUCGUGUUCUGAUUGUUGAUUUGGGAGAUCUGUUUCACAUUGGAGGCCUAUCUUGGUAAUCGUGUCCCCAAAUUGGAAAUUAAGUUCAAAUUAUCGUUAUUACUUGUUCGAAUUCUUAUGGUUGUUAGACUUUUAAUGCGCAUAGUUUGAAGAAGAAGGCAGUUCGGAUUGGGUUAAGUUUUCAUUGUUCAGAGAAGGUUAUCGUUGAGUGUGCGGUAAAUGUGGAUGUUUUCGAGGGUGGUUUGGACGAGAUGAGGGAUGUUAUCGGGGUUAAUGAACAUUUUGAGGGCCUGUUUUCGGCCAAGAGCAGACGGGUAUGCUCAUAAAGGCUCGGAUGCCAAUGGCCGGCAGGAUGGACUGCUAUGGUAUAAGGACUUGGGGCAGCAUUUCAAUGGGGAGUUCUCAAUGGCUGUAGUUCAAGCAAAUAAUUUACUUGAGGAUCAAAGCCAGCUCGAAUCUGGUUGUUUGAGCACGACUGAGUCUGGCCCUUAUGGAACCUUCGUGGGGAUUUAUGAUGGGCAUGGAGGUCCCGAGACCUCCCGGUUCAUCAAUGAUCACCUCUUCCCACAUCUAAAGAGGUUUGCGGCGGAGCAUCAGUCGAUGUCAGUAGAAGUUAUUCGUAAGGCAUUUCAAGCAACUGAGGAUGGUUUUUUCUCAGUUGUUAGCAGACAUUGGCCAACGAGACCACAGAUUGCAGCGGUUGGCUCUUGUUGUCUUGUAGGAAUAAUCUGCAACGGAACUCUUUAUAUUGCGAAUCUUGGUGAUUCCCGUGCUGUUCUAGGAAGGCUUGUCAAGGCAACAGGGGAAGUACUUGCUAUUCAGCUCUCAGCCGAGCACAAUGCAAGUUUUGAGUCAGUGAGACAGGAGUUGCAAUCUUUGCACCCUGAUGACUCACAUAUUGUAGUUUUAAAGCAUAAUGUAUGGCGUGUGAAGGGUCUUAUACAGAUCUCAAGAUCAAUUGGAGAUGUGUACUUAAAAAAGGCUGAAUUCAACAGGGAGCCACUGUUCCAGAAAUUCCGACUUCGUGAACCUUUCAAAAGACCUAUUUUGAGCGCAGACCCUGCAAUCGCUGUGCAACAGCUGUUGCCUCAUGACCAAUUCAUCAUAUUUGCAUCUGAUGGCCUCUGGGAGCACCUUACCAACCAAGAGGCCGUUGAUCUAGUCCAAAAUCAUCCGCACAGUGGAAGUGCUAGGAGAUUAGUGAAAGCAGCUUUGCAAGAGGCAGCAAAGAAAAGGGAGAUGAGGUAUUCAGACCUGAAGAAAAUCGACCGUGGAGUCCGUCGUCAUUUCCACGACGACAUAACUGUAGUGGUGGUGUUUAUCGACUCUCAUCUCGUGAGCAGGGCUACUUCGGGCCGGAGCCCCAACAUAUCCGUGAAGGGGAGCGGCAUCACCAUCCCUCCAAAUCACCUCGCGCCUUUCACAACACCAGCAGAACCGGCAACAACUUGACGCUACGCCGAUUUGUUUCACCUGAUGGAUGAAUGAAUACACAGGUAGCUUCUUGAGCAGCAGCCCUUGAAUUCUUUAAUGUACACUGUAACUUUUUUUUUUUAACCCCAAGACUUGCUAGUUCUGGAAUCCUCCUAUCAUACUUGAGCUCUUUUGUAAAUCCCCCAUGUUCCCCAUUGUCACCACUUUUAUAAACAGAUUUUAUAGCUGAAACUUCCAUACCUAUAACUUUU